Botrytis cinerea B05.10 is the source of this 1511-nucleotide messenger RNA. RefSeq lists its product as hypothetical. The transcript is spliced from 3 exons. The coding region runs from base 517 to 1026 and encodes 169 amino acids. Gene Ontology annotation, biological process: protein ubiquitination; modification-dependent protein catabolic process. Gene Ontology annotation, cellular component: nucleus; cytoplasm. NCBI's taxonomy places the organism in Eukaryota, Fungi, Ascomycota, Leotiomycetes, Helotiales, Sclerotiniaceae. Gene Ontology annotation, molecular function: ubiquitin protein ligase binding; zinc ion binding; protein tag activity. The record is from RefSeq and is a predicted model, not a curated record.
GUUGUCACAACUCACAACUUUACGAAACAAAUCCAUCGUCUUUCAUCGACCCGUCAAGGAAUAGGAAGUCGACAACAAACAGUUGCAUUAAAAGAUAAUCCGACUAUCGAAAUCAAACCCAAUAGCCCGAUACCGCCUCGACUCCCGCCCUCCAGAUAAGACUUUUUAGUCCCAGUCCCAGCCCAGUCCCAGUCCCAGUCAUAGUCACCAGUACCAAUACUUGCACGGUAGAUUACGUUCUCGUCUCCGGUCCUCGUCACAAGACACCCAAUCGCAUUGUCACCAAGAACCUUCGAUUGCUUUCUUCUUACGAAUACAAGUACAACGAACACAACCACAACCAAGACAACUAAUCUUCUCUUCUUAAUCAUUUUCCAAUUCCAUUCAACAAUUCUCUUUCUUCCUCAACAGACUCGCUUCAAAUUCAUCCGUAUUCUCAUUGAUAAUCCUCUCAAGUCCUCCUCAAUUAACAUACUAUUAAUCAUCACCAUCACCACCAUCACCACCAUCAUCAUCAUGUAUACCCCUUCAAGCGCCACUUCGUCCAGGUCCGCCUCUCCAGAAUUACAAUCGGAAUCAAUGCAAAUCUUUGUCAAGGUUUUGUCCGGCGACACUAUACCCAUAACCGUUCCCGAAGAUACCACCAUUUCAAACCUCGCCCAUCUCCUCUCUAUCCGCACAUCCUCGCCAUCGUCAACACUCCGUCUCGUACACGCUGGAAGACAUCUACAGCCAUCUUCAACUCUCACCUCGAAUAACAUUACUCGAGACUCGACAAUCCACGUUGCCGGAACAUUAAGAGGCGGUAUGCCACCGAGGAAGAUCAAGUGUAAUUACAAGGACUGCGGGGUGGCAGCACAACGAAUUGUAGGACACUGUGGAUUCUGUGAAGGCGAAUUCUGUGGGAAGCACAGAAUGUUGGAGGAUCACAAGUGUGUGAAAUUAGAAGACUGCAAGAAGGAAUGUCACGAUCGAAAUGCAGCUCAACUAAAUGCCGAGCGAACCCAAGUUAUCAAGGGGAUUUAGACACCUCACUCUCUCCUGAGAAACGCAUCCCGCCCGAGAUUAUAUACGGGGAGACGAUGGAAAUACUUGUUCAAUCGUCAUGUUGGCCAUCGAACUCUACUGUCCAUGGAAUCUAUGUCGGUAGUUGAGAUUUCCCCAAAGUCGCCAUUUGCCACUAGCGAUACUAUAUCUCGGGUCAAGAUCACCUCUAUCCACCCGCUCAACACAUCAAUUCUUCUACAUCUUCGUUUAUAAUAUGGUUUUUAGCGGGCGUAAGGAACUGGCAUAUUUAACAUCUUUGCUUCCAUUCCGUCAAUUGCGUUUUCAAGUCCAUCUAUCUCUAUUUCCUAGUGGCUAUUGGGGAGUUGUGAUGGUUUUGAUGCAAUUCAAUGGGUGAUUGGCUUUAGGUGUAUGGGUGGUAAUACAGUUGAGGUUAUCUUUCAUGGGAGAGAUAGGGUCGGUUUGUUAUAUAGUUUUUGAAUCAAGUUACAUAUCCGCUUUUCUAA